Messenger RNA from Caenorhabditis angaria, 1157 nucleotides. The record is from the annotation of a GenBank genome assembly. NCBI's taxonomy places the organism in Eukaryota, Metazoa, Nematoda, Chromadorea, Rhabditida, Rhabditidae.
AUGAACAUUGUUUUCAGUUUUCUCAAGGCAAUAUUUUUUGCAAUUUUUGUUGCAAUUAUCUAUGCAAUUUUUCUGCUUUGUUAUCCAAAGUGAGUCUAAAAAACUACUGUAGAUCCUUUAAAAAUCUCUUAAAAUAAUUUCAGCUGGCUUCAUUCCAACGAAUAUUCUCGAGAGCAAAAUGCUUUUGAAACGGCGUGUAUAAAUGUUGGAUUGGUAAACAAAAACUUCUCUUGUUUUUUUUGGAAUUUGAAUUUUUUCAGGAGAAAACUCGAAUUUCAGCGGCUGUUGCGAAAUUUCAGAUUCUGGAGGCUAAAUAUACACUUUCAGCGGAUGAGUUGACUGGAAUUUAUGGAGCAUUUGUGAAUAAGACCACCCUGAAUUCUACGUUUUUUAAUUUUUACUGGAAGAAAAAUGCAUGGUGAUUUUUCUCUGGCCUCUCUAGCCUGAAAUAUCGAUUUUUCCAGCAAUCUUCGGAUGUUCCAAUCGGCCUUCAUGUUGAUAGAAGAUUCCAACACGGUCUAUUACACUAUAAGUUCAAGAGUUGCUGUCAUAAUAAUCCGAACAAUUCUACCAAUCAUGACAGUAUUUAUUCUGGGAUCUGGAGCUUCAGCAAUUCACACAAUCCUCGCGAAAAUUCUCACUUUUAUAAUGAGAAUUCGAAAUAUACCCGCAAUGACCACGAAACGGAAUAAUUUGACAAAAGCUCGUGAUGUUUUUUGCACUGUAUUAUCGUUUUUAUACCUGCUUUUUUGCUUGUUGAGCACUUCUUAUGCGAUUUCGAAAUGGCAAAAUUGUGGAUUUCAUAAUGGGAUUAAGAAAAGCUUUCAACUUAUGUCAACUAUUCCACCAACUUUGACUACGGUAGGCUUCAGAAGGCUUUACAAAGCUUCAGAAGGCUUCAUGAAACUUCAGGAGGUUACAUAAAGCUUCAGAAGGCAUCAUUUUUGUAGAUCACAAUCCUCGAUGCCUACAAACUCGCCGGCUGUUUCCUCCAUCUCAACACAGGAAUGGCACUCUUCAUCUUCUCGAUCAUGCGUCUUUUCAGAACUUGGAAAUACUGCAAGUUCGACAUUCCAGUCAUGUCCCAAAUUAUUGACGCGCACAACAUUGACAAAGAUGUUCAACUCAAAAAAUUGAUGAAAAAAUAUUCAAAUUGA